AUGUUCACUGCAACUUGUAACUCCACGCUUUCAGAAACCCAUUGGGAUACCGACACAAUUGUCGGGAAUUUGACUUUACAUACUUUAGGAUGGUUAAUAUGCGGUGGAUGUGCUAUAAUAGCUACAAUCAUUUCGCUAUUCUUGAUCCAUCAACAUGCGGGUCACUACACGAAUCCAAAUGAGCAGCGACAUAUUAUUCGUAUUCUUCUUAUGGUCCCGAUCUACGCAAUCACUUCUUGGCUAUCAUACGUCUGGUAUUGGCAUGCGAUUUAUUGGGAAGUAGCACGGGACUGUUAUGAGGCCUUCGCAAUAGCCGCUUUUUUCGCACUGCUGUGCAGCUAUAUUCACCCAACGCUUCGAGGCCAAAAGAACUUUUUCGCAAUACUAACAGUGAAACCAUGGCCAUGGCCUUGCGGUAGAAUGGCACAGCCGCGUAGUGGCUUAACUUGGUUUAAUAUCAUUUGGAUCGGGGUAUUCCAGUACGUUUUUAUCCGUGUCGCAAUGACAAUUACCGCAACAGUUACCCAAGCAAAAGGACUUUACUGUGAGGAAUCAUUGCACCCAAAAUAUGCGCAUCUCUGGACCAUGUUUUUCAAUAUGGUUGCCGUAACCAUUGCAAUGUACUGCCUCAUUGCUUUUUACCUGGGAGUUAAAGAGAAAUUAGCGCCCAACAAGCCCUUCUUCAAACUUCUCUGUAUCAAGCUGGUCAUCUUCUUCUCAUUCUGGCAGAUGAUUCUUCUUGACCUUCUUACCUCCGCCGGUGCAAUCAAAUCUACAAAAUACAUGUCACUCGGCGAUAUAUCUGUGGGCUUCAACUCACUCCUCAUCUGUUUCGAAAUGAUAAUAUUUGCUAUCCUCCACUUAUUUGCAUUCACCUGGAAAGACUAUGAUAAAGGCCCAACAAACAUGACUCCUGUGAUGACUUCCCUCUUAGACGCUUUCAACCCAUGGGAUAUUGUCCGCGGCAUUGCCCGCGGUACUCGCUGGCUUAUUUGUGGCAUUGGUCGCCGCGAACGUGAUCAUGAGAAGAUCCGGAAGCGCCUGGGGCUAGAAGAAGAAGCAUCUGGUCUUGUCGGUGCCGCCGCUUCUUUCGCCGGUGCAGGCAAUUACUCUCCCCCACCACCACCACCACCACAGCCUACGGGUCCAGACGCACUACCAACCCAUCCGGCACCUCAGAAAUCACAGCAACUUAAGGUACAAACAGCAGGCUAUGGUGGAUACUCGCCCGAGCCGGUGGAAAUGCACAACUCGCCGGCAAGAUCACCUGCGAGUUAUUCGCAGCAGGUGGCGGUAUCAGGGUAUGGUAAUGCGUUGGCCUCGCCACAUGAAUGGCAUGGAAGGUAUCGGGACCAGAGCCCAUCGCCCGUGGAGUUGAGUUAUCCUACAACAAAUUAUAUGCCGAGUGUGACGGCGCAUCAGCUCCACGGGAGCCCAGUGUAUCUGCACAGUCCGAAUGAUAGUGCUGGGGCAGGGCUGCUACCAAUAGUGGGUGGGCAGAGCCCAAGGCCGAGUUAUAAGCCCUAUGAGCAGCAGGGCAGGGGCCAACAAGGCGGUGGCGACUAUCACAAACCAUUCUAG
This is a messenger RNA of Morchella importuna, 1581 nucleotides long. RefSeq lists its product as uncharacterized. NCBI's taxonomy places the organism in Eukaryota, Fungi, Ascomycota, Pezizomycetes, Pezizales, Morchellaceae. The record is from RefSeq and is a predicted model, not a curated record. Bases 1 to 1581 code for a protein of 526 amino acids. The transcript is spliced from 7 exons. Gene Ontology annotation, biological process: transport. Gene Ontology annotation, molecular function: transporter activity.